Pseudopodoces humilis (Tibetan ground-tit) is the source of this 307-nucleotide messenger RNA. Lineage: Eukaryota; Metazoa; Chordata; Aves; Passeriformes; Paridae. The record is from RefSeq and is a predicted model, not a curated record.
AUGGCCGUGGUGGUGGACAUCAUGCGGGUGAACGUGGACAAGGUGCUGGAGCGGGACCAGAAGCUGUCCGAGCUGGACGAUCGGGCGGACGCGCUCCAGGCCGGAGCCUCCCAGUUCGAGACCAGCGCGGCCAAGCUCAAGCGCAAGUACUGGUGGAAGAACCUCAAGAUGAUGAUCAUCCUGGGGGUCAUCUGCGCCAUCGUCCUCAUCAUCAUCAUCGUCUAUUUCAGCACCUAACGCCGCCGGCCCCGCCCUGCCAGGCCCCGCCCCCCGCUGGGGCCACGCCCCCUCCAGCCCCGCCCCCCGG